Molecule: messenger RNA, 330 nt
Organism: Plasmodium gonderi
Lineage: Eukaryota; Apicomplexa; Aconoidasida; Haemosporida; Plasmodiidae
Exons: 1
Coding region: 1-330 (109 amino acids)
Source: RefSeq, a predicted model, not a curated record
AUGAAUAACGACGAAGUGAAAUUUAUUGAAAACGAAUAUAAAGAAUUUUACGAUAAAUUCUCCUACAUAAAUGAAAACACUUUUUGCAUAGACAUAAAUAUAAAUGAUGAAAAUGAAAAGUCCAAAAAUGAUGUCCAAAUGAAAACGUUAAAACUUGUUAUUAAAUUUCAUGACAAUCAUUUUGAGGUAUUAAACCCAAUUCUGGAACAAGGAAGUUCAUUAUGCCAAGCCUUUGAUAAUAUUGAACAAAUUUUCGAUACAUUUUGUCCUUUGUCCUUUAAAAAGUUCCUAAGUCAAAGGAUUAUAAGAAAGUUAAAUUCGUUUUUAUAA